Molecule: messenger RNA, 1293 nt
Organism: Schistosoma margrebowiei
Lineage: Eukaryota; Metazoa; Platyhelminthes; Trematoda; Strigeidida; Schistosomatidae
Source: the annotation of a GenBank genome assembly
AUAACCUUAUUGGUGGCCUUUAAACUCACCUUAAAUCUGCAUAAUGAGCAUGUCAGAUCAAGACAGUGACGUAGAACAAGAUGUACUUGAUGACACUGUCGUUAAUAAGUAUAAAAUGUCUGCUGAGGUCACGAAUGCGGUUUUACUCGAGUUGAUUGGUCUUUGCGUUGAUGGCGCUAACAUCGUUGAGUUGUGUGAAUUAGGUGAUAAAAAAAUCUGUGACAAAGUAUCUCAGUUAUUUAAAAAAGAGAAGGAAAUGAGAAAAGGUAUUGCUUUUCCCACUGCAAUCAGCGUAAACAAUAUGAUACGUCACUACUCUCCUAUUGAAAAUGAAGCAUUUGGUCCUAUAGAAAUAAAAACUGGAGACCUAGUCAAAAUUGAUGUUGGUGCUCAUAUAGAUGGUUAUGCUGCUAUAGUCGGACACACUUUUGUUGUUGGUGCAAGCCAGGACAACAAAAUCACUGGCCGAAAAGCUGAUGUUAUACUGGCCGCACAUGCAGCAGCAGAAGCUGUCAUACGGCUAUUAAAACCGGGAGUGGAGAAUCUAAAGGCUUCAGAAAUUGUAAGUAAAACUGUUACAGAUUUUAACUGUCACGCCGUGGAAGGCAUGCAAUGCCAUCAAAUGAAAAAGCUUGUAUAUGACGCAGAAAAAAACAUUGUUUUCAGUCCUACGGAGGAGCAGAAAAAGACAGUUGAAAAGUGUACUUUCGACAUAAAUGACGUAUGGAAUGUGGAUAUUAUUGUAUCGACGGGUGAUGGCAGACCUCGGGAACAUAGAGCGCGGACAACUUUGUUUAAGAAAAAUGAAACUUUAUACCAAUUAAAAAUGAAAGCCGCACGUCAAUUAUAUAGUGAAAUUACAAACAGAUUCCUGGCAUACCCAUUUAGUUUACGUGCCUUUGAUGAUGUCAAAAGAGCUCGACUAGGUAUUUGUGAGUGUAUAAAACAUGGGGUCAUUGAACCACUUCCAGUUGUUUGUGAAAAAGAUGACGAAUUUGUUGCUCAAUUCAGGUUUACCGUUUUACUCAUGCCUAAUGGUCCAAUGAAAGUCACUGGAUUGGCUUUCGAUCCUUCUCUGUACAAAUCCGAACACAAAGUCAAAGACCCAGAAAUCAAGGAACUGCUUUCCCAACCUAUUAAGAUUCAAAACAAAAAGAAAAAGCCUUUAAAACCAGAAUCCGUUGGUAAAAUUUCAGCGUAGAAAUCUUGUACUAUUUGACUUUCAAAUAAAGUUUGUCGUCUAAAAUAGUUUAUUUUUUUGUUCAUUGGGUCAAGUUACACAGUCUGCAAUCG